Messenger RNA from Scheffersomyces amazonensis, 2313 nucleotides. RefSeq names its product Gsg1p (gene GSG1). The record is from RefSeq and is a predicted model, not a curated record. The transcript has a single exon. Gene Ontology annotation, cellular component: TRAPPIII protein complex. The coding region runs from base 179 to 2275 and encodes 698 amino acids. NCBI's taxonomy places the organism in Eukaryota, Fungi, Ascomycota, Pichiomycetes, Serinales, Debaryomycetaceae.
AUGUUUCAGACACAUUACAUAUUAGUUCCUUUGAUUUACUGGUUACGCUUCGAAUUACAGGUUUAAUGGUUUACCAUUUAUAAAUUUAUAAUUUACAGUUUACAAUUUGACUGUACUAACAUUAACCCUAACUCAUAUAAUCAUUAAUUAUUAAUUAAUAUCAAUUUAUUAACUUAUAAUGGACUACCCUAAGGGUCUAGAUCCAUAUACGGCCAGACAACAUCUAUUACAUCAUACUUAUUCUCCAUUAAUAUCAAUUCAAUCAUCACUUAAUUCCGAUAUAUUAUUUCAAUCAAUUUUAAAUAAUAAUGAUAUUUCAACUUUACAAAUCUUUAAACCUUAUGGUAAUAAUGCAAGAUAUAGUAUACCGAAUCAACUGUUUAAGAUUACCAAUAGUCAAUUAAUUACAAAAUCUUAUCCUAGUUUCCCUGUCCGAUUUGAACCUUCAUUACCUGAAUUAUUAUCGGUAUAUAAUACAAGUUCAAGUUCAAUAUCUCAAUCUAAUUCUUCAACUACUACCACUACCAGCACCAGCACAACCACCAAUAUUAAUAAUUCAACAACUCCAUCAGGUGGUCAACCAUUAAAUCAAUUAUUUAGUAUAAGUUCUUUAGAAGUCUUAUUAAAACAUUUAUCCCUUACAUCUCAUGAUAAAGAAUUAUAUCUUGCAUUUUAUAAUAAAAUUAUUACAUCAAAUAAAAUAGUACCAUUUGAAACUUUUAAUCAUCCAAUUGCUCAAAUAUUUAUAGUGGAUUUUGAAAAUGAUUCAAUUGAAAGUCUUCGAAAAAUGAUUGUAGAAUUUCGAAAUUUUUCAUUUCCAAAAUUCUUUCAAAUUGAUGAUUUACUUAUUCAUACUUUUAUAUUAUAUGAUUCAAAUAAAUUUCUGACUAAUGAUUUAUUUAAUUUUCAAAAUCAAAUUAGAUCAACUUUAAAUAUAAAUUCUUCAAUAAUUCCAAUAAUUCAACCUUUAUCAAAUGAUUCAUUGGUUAAAUUAUCAAUAAUUGAAAAUUCAACUAUUGAGGAAGAUCUUCAAAGAAUUGCCUUACAAGAACAAUCAUCAAAUUCAAUUCCUUCAACUAAUUAUAUUCAAAUUCCUAAAUCUAUUGAUUCAAUAAUUCGAAAUAAAUUAUUUGAAUUUAUAAAUAAAUAUUUAAUACCUCAUAUGCAAACAAAGAUUAGAUUAUGGGAUGAUCAAAGAUUACAACCAAAGAAAUCAAUUACUGGAAGAAUCUUUUCUGUAUCAAGAAAAUUAUUUAAUAACAAUAAUAAUAGUAACAAUAAUAAUAAUAAUAACAGUGAUUCAAACUUAAAUAAUUCAUCAAACUCUAAUAUAAAUUCAGGAUCUUUUAAUUAUAAUGAACAUUAUUAUCAUAAAUCAAGUUCUGAACAAAUCAUUAGGAAAUUAGCUGAUUGGUCAUUAAUUUUAAAAGAUUUUAAAUAUGCUUAUUCAACUUAUGAUUUAAUUAAAAAGGAUUAUACAAAUGAUCGAGCAUGGGUUUAUGUUGCAUCAAUUCAAGAAAUGUGUAUUGUAUCAUUAUUACUUGCCCAAACUCAAGAAGGUAAUAUUAAUACAAUUGAUAAAAAUACUUUAAGAAGAAUUCGUCAUGAUAUAAUUGAACCAUAUAUUGAUAAUUUAUCUUAUACAUUUAAAUCUCGAUUAAAUAUUAAAACUUAUAGUUUAAGAACUAUAAUAAUUAUAAUUGAAUUAUUAUUAUGUAUAUCAACAGCAUUUAAUGUAUCAUGGUUUUUUAAUGAUUUAGUGGAAAGAUAUUUACGGAAAUUAAUUGAUGAAUUUGAUAAUCAUUUAUCAUCUUCAACACCUCAAGCAAUUCGGGCAGUACUUUUUGAAAGAUUAGGUUAUACAUUAGGUAAAUGUACUUAUAUUAGUGAAGUCAAUCUUCAUUAUUUAAAUAUAGAUAAAUUUAAUCAAGAAAAAUUACCAAAAUCAGAAAAGGAUGAACCAGAAAAUGAAGAAGGUUAUUAUCAUAAUCCUUAUAAAUUGAAUCCUACUACCAGUACUUCAGUUACAGGAUUAACACGAUUUAGAAAAUCAUCUAUUUGGUAUUUACUAUCUAUUAAACAAUGGAUUGAUUUAAAACGAAUUAAACAAAUUCAAUAUUUACUUGGGAAUAUUCGAUUAAUUUAUAAUAUUGAUAGUCUUGAUAAUAUUAAUAAUAUUAAUAAUAUUAAUUGGUAUGAUAGAAAUGAUUUAUUAUUAGGAUUUGUUAAGAGAUAUAUUAAUGAGUAUGAAACCACCACUACAUCCACUGCUUAACUGGUUUAUUUGAUUAUUAUUGAUUAUUGAUUAUUGAU